Molecule: messenger RNA, 495 nt
Organism: Truncatella angustata
Lineage: Eukaryota; Fungi; Ascomycota; Sordariomycetes; Amphisphaeriales; Sporocadaceae
Exons: 3
Biological process (GO): iron-sulfur cluster assembly
Cellular component (GO): mitochondrion
Molecular function (GO): iron ion binding; 2 iron, 2 sulfur cluster binding; 4 iron, 4 sulfur cluster binding
Source: RefSeq, a predicted model, not a curated record
CGCAUGUUUAGUGCGACAAGCAUGAGCCGCAAGACGCAAGCCAUCCGCAACCCACAAGUCGAUGAGGAUGGCAAUGAGAUGAUGUUGGAAAUCACGCCACGCGCCGCUCAGCGUCUCACCAAAAUCAUGACCAAAGACCAAAACCCUUACCUAGCCCUGCGCAUACAGGUUGAGUCGGGUGGCUGUCAUGGGUUUCAAUACAGGAUGGAAAUGGCACCAUCGACGACCACGACCACGGAGGCGCUACAGUCGGAACUUGGCGAAGACGAUACAAUAUUUGCUUUCGCAAAAGACGAUGCUGCGCAGGAACAAUUUGACGCUCAGACAUUGGUGACGGCGCCCAAGAUUGUGCUGGAUGGUCCGAGUUUGGACCUGCUGAAAGGCUCAAAACUGGAUUUUACCAUGGAACUCAUCGGAAGCCAGUUUAAAAUUACCGACAAUCCUGCUGCGACGAGCAGCUGUGGCUGUGGCACGAGUUUUGAUGUUAAGAUAUAG